Messenger RNA from Cladocopium goreaui, 2095 nucleotides. The record is from the annotation of a GenBank genome assembly. NCBI's taxonomy places the organism in Eukaryota, Dinophyceae, Suessiales, Symbiodiniaceae.
GGCAGAUGAAGAUGAUCAUCGCAGACUCAUGCAGCACUUUGCAGAGGCAGCCAGGACUUUUCAGAAGGAGAAUGAAGGGAAUGCCAGAGCCUUUGUUGCUUGGUCGGCAGCAAUGCUACGGAAUAUGGGGACCUGGGCCAUUCAGUUCUUUGCAGCUGCUGUGGAAGGCCUGCGCAGUUCCAUGGGAGGUGAUAACCUUUGGAUCGCCAUGUCCUUCAACGUUCUUCUUCUGCUGCUGGCUCGCCUUAUCGUGCGCCGGGACGACGCGGCGCAGGGCAGUGGAUAUCCCCAGAUGAAAGCCAUGUUUUUCGGAAACACCAUGCUCAGUGAUCACGUACUGGAGAAGAACGCCAGCCUUGAGAAGGUGAAAUUCCUCUCGGCGGAAACCUUGAGUUGUAAAGCGUUGGGAUUGGCCCUGGUGGUGGCGGCAGGAAUGCCCAUCGGACAGGAAGGUCCCAAUGUACACAUGGCAGCGUGCAUCUCGAGACAUCUUCGGCCGAAAUUCUUUGAGAAGAACUUGCCACCAGGUCGCAACGAAUGUUCUGCGGCGCGCAGCGAAACGGUGGUGCAGAUCCUCCACGCGGCCUGCGCGGCCGGGGUGGCGGCCACCUUCAGUUCCCUGCUGGGCGGAGUGCUGCUGUCCUUGGAUGCUCGAGACGCGCUGGGUUUCGCGAGCUCCCGAUGUUCGAUGGGGAGAUUUCGAUGGGGAGAUUUUCCAAGAUUUUCCUCCGAUGUUUUGGGUGUUUUGGGGGGAUCAAAUAGGGGUGAAAAUGGGAAAACAUGUCACAAGUUGCAUCUCCAGGAACUGAUGUUGCCGCAGAUCUACACCUUCCAAGUCUACUGGGGCUGCUUUUUAGCCGCUGUUUGUGGAGCAGUGACCACCAUUGUGAUCAACAGCAGUUGCCCAACACUACCACAUUUGUUGACUUCGGACGUACUACCGUUGGAAGGUGUUCCGCGGCAUCAUCCGUUGCUCUGCUGUGCAGGAUACAUGCUGAUUGGUGUGGUCUUCGGGGUUCUGGGUGGAUUGUUCAACUUGGCUCACGAUCAAGUGAUCCGCUGCUGCAGAUCGCAGCCUGUCUUGUUGAAUACUCUCUUCAGCAAGGAGUUUUUCCAAGGUAACGAGGUCAACAGUAGCGAGGUCCACAUGCUGCUGCUAGCGCUGCUGGUGAAAGCCAUCACGACCUUGUUCGCCUCUUGGCGUGGUUUCAGGGCCCUGUCCAUGCCGACACCAACGGGGGUGGUGGCACCAGCUUUGGUUUUGGGAGCCCUCUUGAUGCGUUGCUUCACAUCUUUGGUGCCAGAGAGGUGCUUUGUUCCAUUCUUGGGGACAGAUUCACCAAGCGAAUUGGACGCCUUCGAAGCUCGCCUGGCGAUUCUGGGAGCAUCGGCCUUCGGCUGCGGAGUGGUGCGAGCCUAUGGCAUUGCCAUCACCGUCUUUGAGGUUCUGUCGUUGAAUGAGAUGGUGGUACCUUUGAGCCUCAGCAGUUUGACAGCUGUGGUGGUGGCGGACUUCAUCUCCCUACCCUUCUUUGAUACCGCCCUGGUUCGAAGAGGUUGGCACGGCGUCAGCAAGCUCACCUGCACUGAUCAUGGCGAGGAACCAGCGUUCAUGGUGAUGCAGCCCUACUCAGAUUUCCCGAGCGUGCCGGAACUUGCCAGGCUGGAGGACCUUGACGAUGCGCUCAACGCGCAGCCCCCACAGUUGAACUUCCCGGUGGUUGGAACGGAUGACUUCCUGCUGCAGCACCACCCGCACCACCGCACGCUGCGCGGCGCCGUGACACGGCACAGCCUCCAGGAGCUGCGACGGGUGCGGCUGUUGACGCAAAGGUGGGAGGAGAGUUCUGAACUGCUGUGUGAUCCGUGUCCUUUGGUCCUGGAUCCCUUGUUUACGGUACAAGAGCUCUACAUCACCUUGAAGGUGGCACGAAAGGACAUGGCUUACAUCACAGGAAAAGGUGUCCUGCUUGGGCGAGUUGGCUUCAAGGAGUUGAUUGGUGAGGGAAUGCCGAUCGCCAAAGGUCUCGGGGCAUAUCAUGACAAGGUUCCGGGGCCACCAUGGGCGGGGCCCACUGGCUGGGUUGCUGUAUGA